AACAUGAAAACAGUGUAAAGUAUUCCAAGGCCAAGCUUGGCCGAAGUAGAUAAAUCCCUGCUUUCCCAGGCCACUCCAAACAAAAUCCAUUCAUUCGCCUGCAGAGAGCGUCCUUCACGAGACACGAGCGCUAACUCUGAGUCCGCAGACAUGCGUCUGGCGUUGUGUGUCGCAGUCGUGCUGUUCGGCCUUCCUCUCGGGAAGAUGUUUGUUCUCCAUCCUUCUCCCGAGGCCUCGUCCUCAUCAUCAUCAUCAUCAUCAUCAUCAUCAUCAUCAUCAUCAUCUGCUCUGAAAACUAAGAGAUGCAGAGGAGAACUGGAAAUCAGGAAAGUCCUUCUGGAAUCUCUGAACCUCCAGCAGGAGCCCCGUGUGUCCGUGUCCUGGAUGGGUCUUCUGCGUGAGCAGUGGAGAGACUCUUUGAAGAGCGCCGUCCCGUCCUCCACAGGUAAUUCCUCCAUCCCUGAGGACUCUGGAAACUCCACCUGCUGUAAAUAUUCCUCUCAGGUCUUCAUGAAAGAUUUGGGCUGGGACCGCUGGGUGGUUUAUCCGGAGAGCGUGACCUUCGUCCAGUGCCGAACCUGUGGGCCGAGCGUCUGCGCUAAGAGCGCGUCUGCGCAGUGCUGUAAGCCAACGGCUCACGACAUCGUCCCGUUCGUCUAUGUGGAUGAAUGGAGCAGUCUGGUUCUGUCCUCGGCGAGGCUGACCCGCGAGUGUGGCUGCGACACGCAGGAGCCGGAGGUCACGACCCCUUCCUAAAAAGCAUUGCAGUCCCUCUCAGAGUUGUAGAUUUAUGGCUUAGCACAAACUUAUUUAGCGUCUUUAAUGUUUGACUUUUGCUGCUUUUGGGAGUCUCUCGGACUCUUUAAGGGUUUAUGUGAAAACGAUGUGGAGUCAAAUAUGUAUAGUUCUCAGAAAACAUGAAGUUCUCAAACGAAUCCCGUUGUUAUUCAGCUUUCAUAGAAAUGCACAAUGAACCCUCUGUUACGAAUCAGUUCAAGGCCAAAUCUGUUUUAAACUGCAGGGUUUUAUGGGUCUGGCGUGAUUUCAGUGGACUGUUCCCUGAAAAAAUGUUGUGGAGCAGCUCUGCCAAAACUUUCCCUCUGCGACUCUGAGGACCGAAUUAAAGGUUACAUUCAAAAUGUCCUUCUCUUGAAUCAAGUUCUUGAUGUAUUGUGGCUUCAGUUGAGAUCUUCAGCUGUUGACGUGCCUCUGCACGCUGGGAAACGUCCCGCGCUUAGAUAAGACUGACAUUCCUGAAUGAACAUUUUGGCUCCAGGUUUGCAAAAAAAAAAAAAAAAAACUGGCAGUAAUUCAGCAUAAUUUCAGAUGCAUCCUUCAAAAACAGUUUUAUAGAUAUUUUUUUGUUUUUGUUUCAUAACUUCAUGUUUUGUUCUUUUUCCUCUGUUAGUCUUUGUUAACCAAAUCUCUUACUUAGUAUUUUUGUCUUGUUUCCAGUCCUAAUCAAUCCAAAAAUCAUAAUGAAGUGAGUUUUUGCUUAAAACAAGCCAAAUUAUCUGCCAAUGGGGUGAGAAAAAUAAUCUUGUUUCUGUUUGAAAUCUUGUUUCUGUCCCAAACAGAAACCAGAUUAUUUUUCUCACCCCAUUGGCAGAUAAUUUGGCUUGUUUUAAGCAAAAACUCACUUCAUUAUGACUUUUUCCCCAGAAAACAAGACAAAAAAAAUCUUAUGUAAUGUUACUUAUCUAGUCAAAGCAUCUGGAUUUAAGAAUUUUUAGAUAUUUAGCCUGGAAACGAGACUAAAAUACUAAAUAAGAAAAGCAUUUUUGCAGCGUAUGUUUCCAUGUUAUACACACCAUUGUAUUGGAAAAUAUUAAAAUCAUUUCAUAUAAACCAGGAACGCUGUUAACGAACACUUUCACAUGCAUGUUUAGCAAGAUUUACACUUUAUAUCAAAUGUAUCAGCAGAAUGUUUAUUAAACAAGGCUUUCAUGACA
Messenger RNA from Megalobrama amblycephala (Wuchang bream), 1952 nucleotides. RefSeq names its product growth/differentiation factor 2-like. Gene Ontology annotation, molecular function: growth factor activity. Bases 151 to 756 code for a protein of 201 amino acids. The record is from RefSeq and is a predicted model, not a curated record. Lineage: Eukaryota; Metazoa; Chordata; Actinopteri; Cypriniformes; Xenocyprididae. The transcript has 5 exons.